CAUCAUCUCACAAUAAAAUGCCACCCAAAACUAGCGGUAAGGCUGCCAAAAAAGCGGGCAAGGCGCAGAAGAAUAUCUCAAAAUCUGACAAGAAAAAGAAGCGCAGGAGGAAGGAAAGUUACGCAAUUUACAUCUACAAAGUACUGAAGCAGGUACAUCCCGAUACGGGUAUAUCCAGCAAAGCGAUGAGCAUCAUGAACAGCUUCGUCAACGAUAUUUUCGAACGUAUCGCUGCGGAAGCUUCCAGAUUGGCACAUUACAACAAACGUGCCACGAUAACUAGCAGAGAAAUUCAGACAGCCGUACGACUAUUGCUACCGGGAGAAUUGGCCAAGCACGCAGUCAGCGAAGGUACCAAAGCCGUCACCAAGUACACCAGUUCAAAAUAA
Acanthoscelides obtectus is the source of this 389-nucleotide messenger RNA. Lineage: Eukaryota; Metazoa; Arthropoda; Insecta; Coleoptera; Chrysomelidae. The record is from the annotation of a GenBank genome assembly.